AUUCGCUCCCUCGCCCUACGUCAGCAUGUUAUCUAAGGCAGUAAUCUGUGCUCUCCUCGCGGUGGCGGCCGCGGCGCCGCAGGGCUACCGCGUGCCCACUCCCGCACCCACCUACGGCGGCGGCCCCGUCGUGCCCAUCCUCGUGGACGACCGCCAGGGGCCCGAUCAGUUCGGCAACUACAACUUCAACUUCGAGACUGGCGACGGCAUCAGCCGCCAGGAGCAGGGGCGCCCCCAGGGCGAGCUCGGCGCCGUGGCCUCGCAGGGCGGAUGGAGCUUCACCUUCCCUGACGGCAGUCCCGCGGUGUUCAGCUUCGUCGCCGACGGCGCUGGCUACCAGCCCCAGUCCGACCUGCUGCCCACGCCCCACCCCCUCCCCGCCCACGCCAUCGCCCAGAUCGAGAAGGCCCGCCAGGAGGACGCCCUCGGCGCCAACCGGCCCCCUCCGCCCCGGCAGGAGCUAUGGCCUUCCAUAAGGCGGUUCACCUGAUUGAGCGACCAACACGUGGCCGACCGAUCCGAGACAAGGAAACUCUGUGGCGAAGAAUGGCAUUUACGUAAUUUAUUCCCUGCUUUUAUAUGUUAUAUUUUUAGAAAAUUAUUUAAUAAACAUAUUCAUACAUA
This is a messenger RNA of Penaeus vannamei (Pacific white shrimp), 624 nucleotides long. RefSeq names its product cuticle protein AMP1B. The record is from RefSeq and is a predicted model, not a curated record. Lineage: Eukaryota; Metazoa; Arthropoda; Malacostraca; Decapoda; Penaeidae. Gene Ontology annotation, molecular function: structural constituent of chitin-based larval cuticle. Gene Ontology annotation, cellular component: chitin-based extracellular matrix.